AUACAGUAGGUCCACGUACUCGCAUGGGCUGGAGACGUAACAUGUAUAAACUGCCCACUGACCGGAUCUGCUAUUUAACAGGUGUAGCGGCAAGUGCAACAGUGUCGUUUUUAGAUAGAUCUAGUCCGGGACUAUGCGCUCAGUCUGGGGUUUAAUUGCCUUGGUGGCCACGGCAACUUUUUACUUGUAUCUGCUGUCUGCGUUCCUGCCGCCGGGUCCGCGUGCCGCCCGACUUCGCGACGCUCAACCUCAACACACCGCCGAUCAUCCGCACGAGGAAGAACUCAGGUUGAAGUUCCCGUCUGAUCUGGACGAGUUGAGGGAACUAGCCGAGCUGCUGCAGUUCUAUAAGACAGAACACACUGGAUAUGUGUUCAUCCUCUUUUGCAGUGCCUACCUCUACAAGCAGUCCUUCGCCAUUCCAGGCUCAUCCUUUUUGAACAUGCUGGCGGGGGCAUUGUUUGGGCCGUGGCAUGGACUCCUCAUUGCCUGCACUUUGACUACUGUGGGUUCCACCAACUGCUACCUGCUGUCCCGUACAUUUGGCAAACGCCACAUCAUCAGGCUCUUCCCUGAGAAGGUGGCGAUGCUGCAGAGAAUGGUGGAAGAGAACAGGAGUAGUUUGUUCUUCUUCUUGCUCUUUCUGCGGUUCUUUCCCAUGACACCAAACUGGUUUCUGAAUAUCACCUCUCCAAUCCUCAACAUCCCCAUCCCUAUAUUCUUUUUUUCCAUCCUCAUUGGUCUAAUCCCUUAUAAUUUUAUCUGUGUCCAUACGGGUGCCAUCUUGUCUGAGAUCCAAUCUUUGGACGAAAUCUUUUCUUGGAGGACCCUGUUUCAGCUCCUGUUGAUCGCAUGUGUGGCUCUGCUUCCUGGAGCUCUGAUACGCCGCUAUAGUCAGGCACACCUCAAACUUGACGGCCUGGAACCCAAUGGACACCCAAAGGUCCUGAAUGAUCGGAAGACUAGAUGAACCAAAGACACACAGAAGAGGAGACUGUAGUCUGUUAAUAUGGGACUGAACAUUGGUCUGGAGUCACAGCUGAGGAUUUGGUUAUGAAUGUCUGAAUGCAGAGUGGAACUGACAUGGACAGAAAUAGAAAAUAAUAAUUACCAAAUGUCUAUAAUGAAGAUAAAGUGCAAAGGAAGAGACUAUUAAUGUCUUAAAAGAGAACACACUCAGAUUGCUGAUGUUACAUAUAUAACACGGACAUUGCCUCAUUAUAUAGGAAAAAGGAAUCUGACGGCCUAGCCUUUAAGUUUUUUUUAUUGAAGCCAAAAAUAUUUAUUUAUGUUUUCAAAUGUUGUUUAGUGACCGUUGUAGCUUUAUGUGUGUUUAUGGCUUUAUUUAAUUGUGGAAACAAAAUUCCAUAUGUUUUUUGAGUGUUUAUACAUUUUACCAAAAUAGAACUAAUGAUUAGUUACUUUCCCCCUAAAUGUACACAGAUAAAAUAGUAACCUAAAAUGAUCACAUCUAAUUAUCUGGUUUUAUUCAAGUCAAAAAGAUUAUUUAAUAUUGCUCAAUUAACCUAAAUACAUUAAUUUAUAAAAAUUUGAAUGGAUUAAAACAUGUAAAUAGCUCUAAGGUAACAAAAGCAGAUUACCACUCAUUUUCCACUUUGUGAAUUUUCUGCUCAAGUUCUGCACAUAAAAAAAAUAAUUUCUUACAUAAAAAUAUUUUUAUUUAAUAGUACUAGUUUUACUUAUACUGUAUUCAACUUUAUUUAACUUAAAAAGAGGCGGAGCCAUUUGUAACUUGAAUUUCGAGGCUUGCCAUGUCAUUUUUGUAGUUUUUCAAUUUCUACACUUGUUAUUCUUCUUGUUAUUACCUAUACCAGCUAAUGAAUCAGAGGAUUUGCAAAUUCACAAAAAAUUGCUUCUGCACUGAAAAAUAAGGUGCAUACCACUAAAGUGAUUUGUAAAGAUUAUUAGAUAUUAUUAUAUUCAUUAUCCUCAAGCGUCCUACUAUCAGGGUGUUCUUUUAUUUGCAAGUUAGUGUCAUGCCUUAAAUAUAGACUUGUGCACUGAUCAUUUACACGAUGGCCUAAAUAUUUUGGAGUUACACAGUACAGUCAGAGAUUGAUGACUUUGUCAUAUAUACAACUUAUUUUGUUAUACUUGCACAUGUGCAUUCAUCUCUAACAACAAAAAAUGCACACUACUAAUGACCUGUUUUAGACAGAUGGCAGUAUUAAUGCAGUGUAUUUAAAUUUACAUUAUAAAAUGGCACUGUAAAUAUAUCUCAUCCAUUCAGCUUCAGAUGCAGCUUAAACUUUACACAUUUGUACUAAUCAUUAGUUUGUGGUUGACUGUGCCAUGAAUGUAUCAAUUAUCAGCAUGUCACAGAAGCUGUAAAUUCUAGUGCUGUUUCUGUGGUGGAUAUAUGUAUCCUUUAAAAAACAAAAACAAAGAAUUUCCAUUGCAAUUUCAUUGUAUCUACAGGUGCUAAUUGAUUAAGUAAUUACUGCAUUACAGUAGCUGUCCUGUUUUAAGCCAUUUAUGGAAAGAUAAAUCAAUGUCUUAAUGUUUACAUAAGUUAAGGUUUAGUUUUUGUAUUAAAAACUGCUGGUUUUAAUUCUGUUAUAACCAAGUUAUAACUGCUGUUUCAUGCAGUUUAAAUUCAAAAAUAAAAACAUUUGAAACCAUUUAACAUCUUAUUGUAACCUAUAUGUUAAAUUAUGUGAAAUGGAUGUAUACAUGGUAAAAUUGCUGAAAUGAGUGAUAUAAUUAUACCAUAUUGGCAGCUGAAAGCAUAAUAAAAUUAGCCAAACUAUUUCUA
This is a messenger RNA of Onychostoma macrolepis, 2776 nucleotides long. It is a transcript of the gene tmem41ab, whose product is annotated as transmembrane protein 41ab. The record is from RefSeq and is a predicted model, not a curated record. Lineage: Eukaryota; Metazoa; Chordata; Actinopteri; Cypriniformes; Cyprinidae. Bases 134 to 970 code for a protein of 278 amino acids. The transcript has 5 exons.